CCUCCUCAUCUGUCACUCGUGCCAGCAGUGUCUCCUCGGGGCUGUGAGGAAGAUCUCGUGGAUCCGGCCGGAGUGCAUGCAGGAGUGAAGCCCCUCCCCGCAGAUCAUCGCACUAUUCGAUGGUCCUUUUAACUUCAUUGUUGCAGCAGAAGCGACGCCCCGCUUCGCCUCGGCUAAAGGAUCAAACACCCCCUCUGAUCAGCGCGACCCCCGGUUUUGUUCUCAUGGAAAUCGGCCCCUGCCUCCCGGCCACACUUUCUGCACACAUGCAAAGUUGAAGCGCAUUCCCAGCCGGGACGACAGACGGUCAUGACGUGUCGGAGGAGCUGAUCGUUAACACUUCUCUUUUGGUUUCUCCUCCCGGACCUCACAUCUCUCUCUCCAACAUGCUGGAUCUAGCGAGGCACGUUGUUCUUUGCGCGCUGAUCGGCUCCGUUUACGCGUCGUGCCCUCCGCGCUGCGAGUGCUCCGAGGCGGCUCACACCGUGAAGUGCGUCUCCAGAGACCUGCGGAGUAUCCCGACAGGGAUCCCCGGAUACACCAGGAAUCUGUUUAUAACUGGGAAUCAGAUCAGGCGGAUCGGUCCGGAGUCUUUCAGAGGGCUGGAUAAUGUGACUAACCUCUCUCUGAGCAAUAACAGGAUCUCUGAGGUGGAAUCGCACACGUUCACAGGACUCCGCAGCCUCCGCUCUCUGGAUCUGAGCAACAACCAGCUGGCAGUCAUCCACCCUGAGGCCUUCACCGUGCAGAGCCAAUCUCUGCGGGAGCUCAACCUGAGCCGAGCCCUCUACAACCACUCCUCAGUGAUGGACUUAGCCACCUCCCUCCGCUGGAGCUCUCUGGGGAACCUGAAGGGUCUGGACCUGUCUCACAACAGCCUCAUCCUCUUACCUGCGCGGAUCUUCUCCCACCUGAGCAGCCUGCAGCGCUUACAACUCUCCAACAACUCUCUAGUGGCCAUCCACAACGCUACUUUUUCAGGUAUGGAGGGUCUGGAGGAGCUGGAUCUGUCCCUCAACGCCCUGAAGACGAUGCCUGAGGAGGGACUGAGAGAGCUGGACUCCAUGCCUGCAGCCACUCUCCUGCUGGGAGAGAACCCGUUCAUGUGCAAAUGUGGAAUUGAACCUUUUGCCCAGUGGCUCAACAAAUCCCAGGGACGCAUCAGAGAUGCUGAGGGACUUGUGUGUGCCUUCCCAGUCAGCAUGAGGAACACAUCCAUGCUUUCUUUGGGCAUGCUGACUUUGGGAUGCCACCAGAGGAGCUCAGGUGCAGACCUCGCUCUGCAGACCUCUUAUGUCUUCUUGGGUAUAGUCCUCGGCUUUGUGGGCCUCAUCUUCCUCUUUGUACUUUAUCUCAACCGCAAGGGCAUCAAGAAGCGGAUAUACGACUUGCGUGAUGCCUGCAGAGAAGUGUGGGAGGGAUACCACUACCGCUUUGAGAUUGACUCUGGCCCCAGGUUAUCACAGGUCUCCACCAACGCUGACAUGUGAGAGGACUAUACCACCUGGUGUUUUUUAAAGACUCUUUUUUAUUGCAUCAGUCACAAAAUGUAAAAAGUGUACAGAUUUGUCUGUAAAUAUAUACAUACAAUAGAGUUACUAAUCAUUCUGCCUUGUUGAUUGAAGCAUGCACUGCCCGCCUUUCUUCAAUACAUGACUUAUACGCUCUUUUGCUACAGAAACAUCUCUUUGUCUGUUGAGAUGAAAUGACAUGAACCGAUUUGACGAUACUUCUUUUAUGUAGUCCACAAAAAAAGUAAGUGCCUCAAGUCACCUAGGUAUUAUUUUAUACUCAAUAGUGUGAAAUGAACUUUCUUCAUGUCACAUUUUAUUCAUUGUCCUUUGUCAGAUCUUCAUGCAUAAAGAAGGCAACAAACUGCUGCAAUAAACCCCCCGACACUACAAAAACAAACCUCUGGGAAUUUAAAGCACAAUAACUCAUUCAUCUUUGAACCAUUUCAAGCCCUUUGGUCCCCCCGUCCUUGAGCCCCCAGGGUGCCAGAGAGGAAUUAAAGCCCCCAAAGCUUUUCCAAAGCUCUCCUAAAGUCACCGCUCUUCUCCUCCUCCUCCUUUUUUAACUUUCAGAUUUUAAGAGGGGGGGGGGCAAUUCAGCACAGACCAGCGGAACUCUCUUAGCCCCCUCAUUUUUUCUCUUUCGUUUUUUUUUCAUGAAGCAUUGCGUUGUUUCAACUCCUUGAGUUUUAUUGUCAAAAUGAUGAGAACCAGUCCCAGGCUGAGGCCGCUGAAAGCAAUCCCCUCCUCCCCUCCUCAAAGACAACAGCCACUCUGGAGGCUCUUUGAAGGAGAAGUCUGGCUCUCCACGUUUUUCUGUUUAGGGGGAUUUUUUUUCCCCAGUGAUAAGAUACAGAUGAUUCUGAAACACCAGCGACAUUGUUCCAUUCAGCAGAUUUAACUUGGGCCAGUUGAGGGUAAAAAGAAAGGAGAAUAUCUUCUGCUGUUGCUUUACCUCUCCUUUCUGCUUUUACAGUUGAGGUCAUGCUGAAAAAUGUGACUUUUAGGGAGUUAUUUUCCUGGAAUGACAUUUAAAGCCUCCCAUCUAACAUGGAUGUUUUAAUUGAAACGCAUUUUAACUUGCAUGAGUUGCCAAACAAUAACACAUGAUAGUCUUUGAUCCAAUGUCCCAGUUCUCCUUAAACAUUCUUCUAUCAUUGUCUGUGGCCUUUCUGAUCCGACAAAGUGACUCAAACUCAGACGUUGGGAUGAGGGAGGGGGGCCUUCCUUUAAGUGUUUAUUGCCCAAAUUGCCAGCUAUCUAGGUAUGUGGGAUUGGAGGAAAGGCUUGCAUGGAGUGAACUGAAACAGCCUCUCAUUGUUCAAAGCCAAAGUAGCAUCUUCAAUCUUAUCAAGAUGUUCAAGCAACCCAGAAAUGUUUGUAGCAUGGAGCCAUUGUACUGCAUGUGUAGAGACAGAAUAAAGCAUACUUAUUUAGACUCACUGUAAUCUUAUGUGUUAUAAACAGCAGAGAAAUAUGUAUUUGAAGUGUUAGGAGUAUCAUUUCUCUGAGCAGCAGAACCACAUUAAGUCCAGGCAUUUACUCGCUGAGGAGAAAACAAUUGGGAGUCGUACGCUGACACAAAGAGCGGCUCGGAUGGCGAGGCGUCUGAAAUAAGCUUUGUUUCCAGCGCAGAGAGAUGUCUUGUGAUACUCAUUGUCUUUCUGUUGUCACAGACGCCCAUUAUGAUGCGGCGUAAUAGGAUUCACUCAUGAUGACAAAGCUGAGCGCUGUGAUCCGGCUAUUGUUAAAGUGUCAUCAUUCUUCAUAAUUGCCUGUGGGAGAAAAUCCCUGGAGAAAUUUUCAUUUGCUAUUACACAGCGUGUCACAACUGGGGGCAUUACGCCGGCCACGGGUUAUUGGUGUCAGCAGGCAGAGCACAGAGAAGAAAGAUGACUCCCUGCAUGUCAUUUCUUCCGUUUUCGCUCAUUAAAUUGUAGAUUAAGACCUGUGCCUUUUUUUGUCUUUUUAUGAGUCUGGCAGUUUGAAAAAUAUAUGGUCUGUUUUCUAUAGGCUGUGCAAAAUUGUCUCAGCAGGAAUGCAAUGAAAAGAGGAAACCUAACAAAUAAAUCCAGAGGUUCUCUAUUGCUCCCAGUGAAGAGAGGCUUGUUAAAAACAGAAAAAUGCCUACGAUUACAGAGUUCUGUAUGUUGUGCAUAUCCAAUUAAAAGACGCCGUCUUUAUUUCA
Messenger RNA from Notolabrus celidotus (New Zealand spotty), 3699 nucleotides. It is a transcript of the gene tpbg1b, whose product is annotated as trophoblast glycoprotein a. The record is from RefSeq and is a predicted model, not a curated record. NCBI's taxonomy places the organism in Eukaryota, Metazoa, Chordata, Actinopteri, Labriformes, Labridae. Gene Ontology annotation, molecular function: protein binding. The coding region runs from base 387 to 1490 and encodes 367 amino acids. Gene Ontology annotation, cellular component: plasma membrane. Gene Ontology annotation, biological process: negative regulation of canonical Wnt signaling pathway. The transcript has 2 exons.